This is a messenger RNA of Schistocerca americana (American grasshopper), 657 nucleotides long. Its product is annotated as prostaglandin reductase 1-like. The transcript has 3 exons. NCBI's taxonomy places the organism in Eukaryota, Metazoa, Arthropoda, Insecta, Orthoptera, Acrididae. The coding region runs from base 1 to 657 and encodes 218 amino acids. Gene Ontology annotation, molecular function: 15-oxoprostaglandin 13-reductase [NAD(P)+] activity. Gene Ontology annotation, biological process: prostaglandin metabolic process. The record is from RefSeq and is a predicted model, not a curated record.
AUGGCCUUGCACCUGCAGUUAUCAAAAACACUCACAGCUUUGGACUGGGAAUGGGUCGACGCUGCUACGGUAUCUCAACAGACGUCAGCACAGAAAAGAACUACAGAGAAGCAGAAAGGAAAGUUCGGCCGCCUUUCGCAACAACAACAUGGUGUGGACCACAGAUCUUCAGAACGCACCGUCAUCAACUUGACGGCGGCCCGCAUCGUGGAGAGCCGUGCUGCGGACUUCCCAGUGGGGCGGUACGUGGUCGGCUACUGGGGGUGGCGCGACCGCACCGUGGCCGACGUGGGGCCGGACGCGCCCUACUUCGUGUCUCCGGCCAUGCUGGUGCCAGACCUGGGGGAGCUGCCCCUCUCCCUCUCUCUGGGGGUGCUGGGCAUGCCCGGAAUCACGGCCUACUUUGGACUGCUGGAGGUCUGCAAGCCUAAGGAGGGAGAGGUCGCCGUAGUCAGUGGGGCAGCAGGUGCUGUGGGGUCCAUAGUCGGGCAGAUAGCGCGCCUCAAGGGGUGCAAAGUAAUUGGUUUCGCGGGAUCAAACGCUAAGCUGAAGUGGCUGAAAGAGAAGUUGGGAUUCCAUCACGCAUUUAACUACAAGACGAAUGACGUCACAGAGGCGCUGACGGCGUGUACUUCGACAACGUGGGCGGCGAGCUGA